AUGGAUAAAAUCGAGUUCCUCAGAUCUGUGGCGGCCGACAAUGACACCCAUGGGCUCCACUUGAAGCGCUCGACAUGGAAGAAACCCCACAGACGGCACAAGGCCACGCGACAACUUAUCACUGACGAAUGGAAGAGGGUUACCAGUGGUAGCGAGGAAACCAAACACCUUCUCACCUACUUCAACGUCGAGGCGCCUCCUAGCGUUAUCCCAAGCAAGAAGUAUUGUGACAUCACAGGCUUGAAGGCCAACUACAAAUCACCCGGUAACGGGCUGCGAUUCUGCAAUAGCGAGGUGUAUUCGAUCGUUAUCAAGCCCAUGGCCCCGGGCGUCGAUCAGCAGUACUUGAAACUGAGAGGCGACAACGUGGUGCUCAAAUAA
Lachancea dasiensis is the source of this 381-nucleotide messenger RNA. The record is from the annotation of a GenBank genome assembly. Lineage: Eukaryota; Fungi; Ascomycota; Saccharomycetes; Saccharomycetales; Saccharomycetaceae.